Molecule: messenger RNA, 5620 nt
Organism: Portunus trituberculatus (swimming crab)
Lineage: Eukaryota; Metazoa; Arthropoda; Malacostraca; Decapoda; Portunidae
Product: E3 ubiquitin-protein ligase TRIM23-like
Exons: 11
Coding region: 60-1784 (574 amino acids)
Biological process (GO): intracellular protein transport; vesicle-mediated transport
Cellular component (GO): cytoplasm; plasma membrane; lysosomal membrane
Molecular function (GO): GTPase activity; zinc ion binding; GTP binding
Source: RefSeq, a predicted model, not a curated record
GGGGGAGUCAGCUGAGAGAGAGAGAGAGAGGAGAGGGCCACGGGAGGGGGACACGGAAGAUGGCAGAGGAGGCACUAAUGUCAGCGGCUUUGGGCCGAUCCCAGUCCUUCCACACGUUCAACACGCCUCAGAUAACAGCCAGCAAGUGUGGGAAUAACCAGCUGGAAUGCCGUGUGUGUGAGGACGGGUUCAGCCUGGGUGGAGACAAGGUGCCGCGGCUGCUGUUCUGUGGCCACACCCUCUGCCAUGCCUGUCUGCUACGCCUCCCCACCCACGACAAUAACAUCCACUGCCCCUUCGACCGACAGCCCACCCCGAUAAGUGCCUCGGGAGUGUGGGGCCUCAAGAAGAACUUUGCCCUACUGGAACUUCUGGAGCGUCUGUCGCUCUCUCGAUCCAACACCGCUCUGCUGCCGGAGGUUCUUAUCAAACAGCGAGAGCUGGGCAUCUCCUGUGACGAGGAUGAGGACCACCUGGCUGUCCUUUACUGCACCGUCUGCGCCUCCCACCUAUGUCUGGAGUGUUCGGAACGCACCCAUGCCACACGCACUCUACACAAGCACAAGCGUAUCCCUCUCUCCGAGAAGCCCCGAGAGAAGCCAAGGUGCGUCGACCACUCUUUUCAUCCAGUGGAGUUUGUGUGCCUGGAGGAGGAGUGUCAGGCAGCUCCUCUCAUGUGCUUCAUUUGCAAGGACUACAAACACACCAAGCACAAGCACAUGUUACUGGAGCAGGAAGCUGAGAGAAUCCGAACAACCAUCAGUGCAGCGCUGCAACACAUCAAGAGGGUGGCACAGGAGCUCACUGACUCGGCACACAAGCUGGAGGGUGUGGCCAGACAGCUGGAGGGAGGGCCGAGUGACUCUUCACCCUCGGACAGCGACAGCAGCAGGGGCACGGCGGAGGAGGCGAGGCUGCGGGUGAACCAGUACUUUGCCCAGCUGCGGGAACAACUGAACCGGCAGGAGAGCCAAGCCAUGACAGCGCUGGAUGCACAUGUCAGGGAGCGACUUUGUUCUAUCAGGCAGCAGCAGGAGGACCUCGCCACACUGUUGUCCCAGAUGGUGGCGGUGGUGGUGGACGGGGAGCGGGCGGUGCAGCACGACGACGGGCGACUCAUCAUGGCGUUCAGGGACUUGUCGGCACGCAUGGCUCACGUCACAUCUCAGGAGCAGCAGUUGGCGCAGCUCCUGGCACUCGCUCCUGACCCGGCCAUCCCUAUCACUUUUACUAAGGACAAUCGCAUCCACAUCGGGGCGCGGAUUGAGAUGCGAGUGGUGACGCUUGGGCUGGACGGGGCUGGGAAGACCUCCAUCCUAUUUAAGCUGAAGCAGGAUGAGUUUGUGUCCACCAUUCCCACCAUCGGCUUCAACGUGGAGACCAUCGAAUACAAGAACUUUAAGUUCACGGUGUGGGACGUCGGUGGUCAGCUGAAGUUGCGUCCUCUGUGGCGCCACUACUACUUCAACACUCAGGCGGUGAUCUUUGUGGUGGAUGCGACGGAUGUGGAGAGACUUCCCGAGGCACAGACGGAACUCACCAAGCUCAUGACGGAGAGGGAGCUGAAGGACGCCUCGCUGCUCAUCUUUGCCAACAAGGAGAACUCAGAGCACGCCUUGGGAAUGCCAGCCCUCACCGACAGCCUGGGUCUGCACAAACUGUGUCUGGGGCGCUCAUGGCACAUACAGCCCUGCGAUGCCCAGUCAGGCACGGGUCUCCACCAAGGGUUGGACUGGCUGGCUCGGCAACUUGUCCCUUCAGAAGUCCUUAACUCUGCCGGCUGAUCACCCAGAGAUGCUUGUUUUUGUCCCCCAAGUGUAGUGAAGUAGUGGCAGUACCGAGGAGUGUUGGGUGCAGUGUGGCUGGGAGUAUAACACCUUCCUGAGUCAUGUUCCUUGUACGAGAGAAGGUAGGGAGCAUUCUGUGAGUUCCUUUUGUGGUGAAGGUGUGGGAUGGGAUAGGAAUGCCUGCAGUGAUAUUUAACUCCCAGUGAAGAGUACUGAGAGGUGUUAUGUAGGUGUCUUGUGCGUGGGCUUCUAUAGAGUGUCUGGCCGUGGAGAGGUGCCCUGGUGAAACCUCAACGUGGCACAGGGACAGGGAGGGGUGCAGGGUUGCUGUGAUGGACUUAGUAUCCCUUGAAGCACAGCAUGGAAGUGUAGGUAAUGAGUAUGGAUCUGAAAUUUAGUUUACAAUUAAGGAUGAGGGUGGGAAAGGGAUCUGAUGGUGCCAAGUUAGGAGUCUAUGAAGGCAGAGGGAAGGUAGUGGUACCAUGUAAAGGUGGGAAGUUUUAUUCUCAUCGCAGGACAAGCGUAGGUGAUUGAGAAUAACGUACAGUACUAAUAAGUCUCUGUUUUUAUCCCAGUGUAGCACAGGAGUAGGCGACACUCAGUGGUAGCACACCUAGUCAGUCAGUCCGAUGUUUUAUUGUCUUCAUAGAAGUGAAGUAGAUGGUCAUUCUGUAGUCCAACCUAGUCAGUGUGAUGUUUGUUUCUAGCGUAGGGAAGGGGCAGAUGACGCAGCAGGCCACCACUAGUCAGUCUGAUGUUUAUUUCUUAUUGUAGGACAGAGAUAGAGAUUGAUCAUGUGGUACCCAAGUGCAUUUCAUCCCCGUCUCAGUGAAUGACAAGUUGCUGGGUGAAUAUUUCCUCCCUUCAGUUUAGGAUGUCGUAAAAACAAAUAGGAUAUGAAGAUGAGGUUUUCAUUCCUGGAUCCAAAUAGAUUCCUUCCCUUUUCUCAAUACGGGAUAGGAUUAACAUGUUCUUGCCAGCAGAGGCCACAAGCAGCAGGUCCCCAGAGUGCCAAUGUAUGCCAGUGUGUGCCGCCUCUGGUCCUGCCUGCUGCCACUACUCUCUCAUGUGGAAUGUGUGAGGAGGUUCAGGUUCUCUGUUGUAAGCUAACCAGUCUCAUUCUCGGUGAAUAACUUGUGAAAUGAUGCUGUUUUAUUGUUGGCUAAAAUUUUAUGAUGCCAUUUUUUCUUUGCACAGAUGAAUUUCAAAUGUGUUGAAUGUGUUAAAAGAAAAUUUGUGUAAUGUCACUUUUCCUUGCAUGUUUGAAGUUGAAGGGUGUUGAAUGUGCUAAAGAAAAAUUUGUGUUGUCAUUUAUACUUUGCACAGGUGAAGAUGAAAGGUGUUGAAUGUGCUAAAGAAAAACCUAUAUCAUCAUUUUUACUUUGCACGUUUGAAGUUGAAAAGAGUUAUUUGUGCUGAGGAAAAUCUGUAUCACCAUUUUUACUUAGUAUGUUUGAAGUUGAAGAGUGUUGAAUGUGUUAAAGAAAAUACAUGCAGUGUCAUUUUUUCUUAGCACAUUUGAAGUUGAAUAGAGUUAAUGUGCUGAAGGAAAAUUAGUAUCACCAUUUUUACUUUUCCCAGGUGAAGGUUGGAAGGUGUUAAAUGUGCUCAGAUGAAGUUGAGAAGUAUAAAAUGUGCCACUAUCUUGCCUCUGGUGGGUAGUGCAGUGUGGGGCUCUGAUAUGCACACCCUUGUCAGUGAGAUAGGCUGUUAGUAUGGUCCACUCCCCUCAUUGUCAUAUCGCUCAGUCUGUAUGAAAGCAAUGAAAGGCUUAGUAUGACAACACCUGCAUUGUGAUGCUUUGAAUUAAUGAGGGCAAGUCAAAACAAAAGAUAACACUCAUGACUUGUGAUUUGUUGUUCUGAGGCAUUUUCAUUAAAUUUCAGUGUCUCUCUUGUUGACUUAGCAUCUGUUUGAGCAGGAGUGAGAUGAUAAUGUAACUUUCCUCAGACCACUUAUAUGUGCGAUAGAAAUUUAUAAACAUCUACAUUCACCAUUUUCCAGAAUUUAUUAGUAUAACCUGCCUUAGUUAGCAAGGGUGUGCAUACAUGACAUACUUGUUCAGUGCAUUACAGAAGGUUUGAAGCAGGUUAGCCUCGCAUCACUACCCUUUCAACCAGACUAACUUCAGGACACCAUACCAAAAAGGAGGUAAUAGUCAAAGGUAAUUGUAGACACCGUAUGUAACAUAUCCUCUCUCGUACUGUAGAAUUACUUGUGUCAGCCCCCUCACCUCACCACAAGUCCCUACUGUUGGUGUGGAGUGGUGGUGGUGGUGGUGGGCUGCCAGGGAGGUGAAGGCCAAGUGAAUGCUCAGCCCUGCACCUCUCCCCGGUUCUCAGGAUGUUGAUAUUGUGGCCAAGAACCUGCAGUGACAAGGGCUGGUACAGAGACACUUUGCUCCCUCACCACGGCUGUUUUCCAAGGCCACAGAAAUGAGUAGCUGGGUUCUCAAGACUAUCUCUCCUGUUGGUAAUGUAAAAGUCUUGUUGCUCUGUUACUGUAACCAUAAAGACAUUAAAAGUCAGUGUCAUUUCAAGUUGAGGCUUUUGGAAGUAGUGGAGGUGUGAGUGUAAGUGUUUCUGAGUCUGGUUCAUAAUGGUGAAGACCACAAUCAGUGUUUUAAACUUGAGUGCAACAAUGUGAAAUGAUCUGCCAUGAGAGUGUUGCACCGUGUGUGUUGGAGGUGAUGAGUGACGGUGAAGGCAAGCAUGCAUAUCACACACACCUUCAAUGUUGCUGUCUAAUAUUUAGUCAGCCACUUCACCGAACUCUUACUUAACUGGUGACCCUCAGAGGCCGUGCCGCGUCCCACAGCAGCCAACACACAGUACAAACAGGAGAGGCUUCUGCUGGAGACUGCUGAGGGAAGCUUGCCUGCACACACACACACACACACACACACACACACACACACACACACACACACACACACACACACACACACACACACACACACACACACACACACACACACACACACACACACACACACACACACACACACACACACACACACACACUUGUAUGACUUUAGCAGCAUAAGUGCUGUAGUAUUUUCUUGAAUAUUUCAAGUAUAAUUUCCAUUAAUACCAUUAUAGAUCCAUUAAGUUUGUUAGUGUGUCACAGACAGGAAGGUUCUGUUUCAAAGGACCUGCCUGUCCAGGAACACUGGAGUGACUGGUUUGUUCCUGCCGGUUCACCGCCAUUUUCCUGGCUGGGCUGAGGCGCCAGGCGAUGGUGGUGUUGCCUGGCCUGGCGUGGUGUGGCGCCAGCUUGGGGAGUGUGAUGGAGACAGAUUUUGUCCACCUUGUCUUGUACUUGUUCCUGAUACACUGUUGCAAUAACUAACAUAUUCAGUGUUAGGAAAGUAAGAGUUUUGUAUGUAAUAUGUACAUGUACUGUUUUGAAACUUGCCACCUUUUGUGUAAUAAAAGCAGUGAGUCCCUGACUGACGCUGUUGCCUCGGCAGUGUUUCCAGCAGACUCUGAACGGUGGGCGAUAGUGUGUGCAGGUCGGCCCAGGCAUGGCAUUGUGGCUCAGGGACUCACUGCACGGAGAAAGCUACAAAGGCUGUAUUUUUGCUGCAGUGAGUAACCAUUUCUACCAAUUCAUCUUGUAAUGAGCAGGACUGGCUGUUCUGCACUGGGUGCUCACGCCACCACACUUUUUAUCCAAGUUUUUGUGCUCAGCUGUUUAGUGUCACAGAUGCAAGUAUUUAUCAAAACUCACAACUCUUUCUCACCAUAUCUGAGUUGUUGUUGUUGUUGCAUUUACUCCAGAGAUGUUGCCCAAGUUUACAUAUAUUGACAUUUAAUAAACCAUCAAUUUGA